GAGGAAACUACAGGAGCCGGGGCGAUGGGACACCGUGGGAACUAAGGGGAGAGCGGGAGCGGCGGAGCCGGGAAGAAUCGGCGCUCAGGGGCUGAUCUGUUUAAUACAGAGCCGGAAUUCCAAGAAUUUCCAUGUUACAGAAAAUGGCAGAGGCUGAAGAAAGACUAGAAACAUUACAGAUAUACAAAGUUCUUCAGUGCGUUCUCAAUCAAGACAAAGAACAGUUAGAAAAGCUUAUCAGUCUUGGAAUAAAGGAUCUUAUAAACUCCACUGAGCCCCGCAAUGGUGAUGGAGCCCUACACUUGGCCGCUGCAGCAAAUAACGUGGACAUGUGUGUGUUCUUGCUUAGUUUAGGAGCCCAGCCUAAUAUACAGGACCUAAACGGAUGCACCCCUGCUAUGAAGGCUACAGAACAUGGCCAUGAUCUAGUAUUGGAAGUUCUAGCCAAGGCAGGAGCUGAUAUGUCUAUUGUUAACAACAAAGGGAAAGGGAUAUUAUUUUACUGUAUUUCUGCAACUAAAAGACAUUUGCGGUGCCUACAGAUUGCCCUGGACUAUGGCGCUGAUGUUAAUAACUGUACCACGGAAGGCAUGCCGAUUCUUUUUGGCGCUUGUGAGCAAGCGCAGGACUGUAAAGCGAUGUGUCUGAAAUUAUUGGACAAGGGGGCUAAUCCGAAUUCUAGUAACCCAAAAACAGGACGCACGGCUUUAAUGGAAGCCGCAAGAGAAGGGGCUCUGGAGGUGGUUCGAAGCAUCUUGGAAAAAGGAGGAGAUGUGAAUGCUAUCGAUAAUGAGAGAAAUCACGCUGUGCAUUUUGCAGCCAAAGGUGGAUUUUUCGAGGUAUUAAAGGUCCUGUCUGCAUACAAAGCAGACAUGGGAAUAAUUGCGAUGGAUGGAAACACAGCACUUCACCAUGCUGCAAGCGGGGGGUUUUCAGAGUGCUGCAGGUUCUUAGGGCAGAGAGGCUGUAAUCCUCUGUGGAAGAAUGUAAAAACCAUGACUCCCAAAGACCUCGCCAAAGAAGGGGGUUUCAAAGCAGCAGUAAAGGAAAUAGGAAAAGUAACACGUCUUUUUAAAAAAUAUUCCAAACCCACUGCACAAAAUCCAAAUCCAUUAUGGGCACUUACUCUACACGAUUGGGCGUCUGUGCAUGAAGCUGUCCUUCGGGAAAAGUUUCAGCUGUUGGACAAAGGGGAUGGAACAGUAGGGAAGGAAGAAUUUGCCUCUGCCCUUCUGGAGGCAGGAGCUCCCAUAACUCCGGAGCAGCUUCAGAAUAUUCUAGGUCGUCACGAGAAAGGACGAACAGGGACCCUAAGUGUAGAGGAAUUUUUGAAAGGUUCCAAGUAUCUGCAAAAGGCAUUUUUACUCUCUUCCUAUGGCCUGAAAAAGAAAAAGGGCAAGAAGAAAGGCAAGAAAGGAAAAAAGGGAAAACUUUCCUUGCCCAUGCCUAUAUGUACAAUGCCAAGUGACUUCAUUUCACGCCGCGAUGAUGGCGGCCCUCCCAAAUUUCUAAUCCCAACUUUUCAAAAUGUCACAGACUUAAAUCGUUUCGACUGGGAUCACCCUCCCCAGAAUCCUCUAACUGAUGACACCGGCUGGUACAUUGAUGAGCCAGAGAAAGUGUAUACCCACAUCAGUGUUGCCACCAAGACUGGAGAUAUGGAAUCCCUGAGGAAAGCAUUUGAAGAUGGCGUGCCUCUGGAUGUCAAGGAUAUGUUCUAUAAAACUCCACUUAUGUCUGCUUGUGCUUCAGGCAACCUGAAUGUUGUCCAAUAUCUUCUUGAACAAGGUGCUGACGUCAAUGCAACCGAUAAUUUUUUGUGGACGCCUUUGCACCAUGCCUGUCACGCCAGCCAAGACGCCAUAGCUGACCUGCUGCUUAAACACGGUGCCAAGAUUGACGCCCUUGCUUUCAACGGAUCCACACCAUUAAUGAGGGCAAUUGAAAGUGGGAGUUUGAACUGUGCUCAUUUACUAAUAAAUUCUGGUGCAAAAGUACAAAUACAGAACAAAAAAGGUCAGACAGUUUUAGAUGUUGCAAAGGCUUAUGCUGACUACCGGCUGAUAGACAUGAUACAAGCCAAACUAGACAGCUUGCCUAAGCCAAAGGAGAAGAAGGGGAAGACGAAAGGAAAUAUGGAAGGCAAAGCGAAAGGACCCAAAACGCAGACCCCUGGACCCAGUGAUCCAGCACAUAUCAAACAAGAGUUGAUCCAAACAAAACUCGCUGUUCCUUCAAAGGAGAAGAAAAGUGGCAUCAUUCAUCUUAACAGCAUGAUUACUGCAGGCGAAACAAAAAGAGUCGAUAUAACCUUUGUGCCUAAAUCGGUCUGGAUUGCUGAGCCCACCACCGCAGAGCGAAUGAAAAAGAGGGAAGUGCGACGGCAGAUCUUCUCUUAUGACGUGGACUUUGAUAACUUUCAAAUGCCUUUUACCAAGAACCUCACUGAGAAACCUCUAACAGCAGUUCCAUCCGUAUAAUAAUGGAGCAAGGUGCAUAGUGGGCAUUCCAGCCAAUGGAAACGCAGGCUGCUAACAGAUUUCUGCACUGUUCUAAGGGGGGAUAGUGCUCACAGUGUUGGCAGCCAGAUUUAACCUGGUUAAUAAAUUCGAUAUCGGCAA
Xenopus tropicalis (tropical clawed frog) is the source of this 2621-nucleotide messenger RNA. It is a transcript of the gene ankef1, whose product is annotated as ankyrin repeat and EF-hand domain containing 1. The coding region runs from base 144 to 2480 and encodes 778 amino acids. The transcript has 10 exons. The record is from RefSeq and is marked provisional. Lineage: Eukaryota; Metazoa; Chordata; Amphibia; Anura; Pipidae. Gene Ontology annotation, molecular function: calcium ion binding.